CGCUGCAAGGUCAAGCCCCAAGACAGACAACGCUCAGCCAAAGCAUGUCUUCCGUGCAAGGCGUCCAAGAUCAGAUGCGAUGCCGCAAGCCCGUGUGGACCAUGUCUGAAGCGUGAGCGCACCAGCGCCUGCGUCUACCUGGACUCUUCACGUAAGCGGCAGAAGACCUCCUCCGUUCCAACUCCGAGCCUGGAAGACACUUCACCGCAGUAUGACCCUAGAUUACUGGAGCUGAAUCACGCCCACGACACCGGGCCCAAUCUGUCCUCUGCGGACGCUGCCGAUCAUGGCUCCAUGCAAGGCGCUCCUCCAGCAGAUCGACCACAGGCUGGGCGGGGCACUGCAACUGGAAGCACGACGCGUUCUGCCACUCCGGAGCCGGGCAAGACCUCGCGUCAGACCCAGAGUCGGCUUCUGCUGAGCUCCAAGGGCGAGAAGCUCUACGUGGGAGAGAAUGCCUCCCUCAGCUUCUUACAGUUUGUCCGCAGGAUACUCAAGAAGUAUAUGGGACCUUCAGCCUUCACCGAAACCCGAUUCAAGGAGAACAUGCUGGAGAUUGAGAUGCAACGAGAUGAGAGUCCAGCGAUGGUCGACAUGUCGAGAGGAGACACGAAUGCUUUGGUGCAGCUCUAUCGAGAAGCAUCGAGCGGCAUCCUGGACUUAUUCACAGUGGCCGAAGCACAUGCAUUUCUACAUCGACACAAUGCUCUAAGCCCCAGCAACAUGAUUGACGACAACGACAAGCGGACCAAAGCCGAACACGCGUCUUUGAGCAUGAUGCUUGCCAUCGGUCACCAAUGUAGAGGGCCAAACCCGUUCGAUGCACAAAAUGCCACCAGACAUUUCACCUGCGCCCAGAAGUGGGCGUUCGAAGACUUUCUCUGCGAUCCGACCCUAGACCUGGUCCGUGUCUUCCUUCUCAUGGCAUACUACAUGCUGGGUGCAUGUCAUCGUAAUGCCGCCUUUAUGUACCUCGGUAUUGCGACCAAAGCUGCUUGUGCACUGGGGCUGCAUCGCAAGGACCAGCAUAGGGGCCUGACCACACAAGAAUGUCUGGUGCGAUGGCGGACGUGGAAGAGCCUUCUGAUCCUGGACACCAUUGUCUCCUCCAUAUUAGGCAGACCUGGUGGGCUACCAUCUCGACGGCCGGAUGAUUCGACGUACGAAGGCGACGAAGAUAUAGGAGACCUGGAUAGGCCACGAUGGCUCGCUUCACGAGCAGUCUUCGGUGUUUGCUCCCACAUCAUCGAGCUCGAGCAGCAACUCGGCAAUGGAGUGAUUUCAGAUGCCGCGACAGCAGAAUCAUUCCUGCAACGGCUACGUACCUGGAAUGACUCUGUGCCUUCCGAGCUACGACAUUUUGCUGCUGUCAAGGACGUCACCCUUGGUCCAGCCGAGAGGGAACAGUUUAUCGGCUCUGUGCACGUGGCAUGCUCUUACUACUUCACCAUCAUACUCGUCACCAGACCUUUCUUGAUCUCACACCUGCUCUCCCAGAUCCGAAGACGCAGACCACCAAGCUUGGACAAACCCAAUCAAACCUCCGCUGUCUCGGACCUUGCUCAGGCCUGCCUUGAUAGCGCAGUAUACAUGGCCAAAACAGGCUACAUGGGCAUCAGCUCUGCCAUACUGUCGAACAACAUGUGUCUUCUCAAAGCAUGGAUGUUCGCAGCAGGCCUUCUCUUGGGCUUUGCGAUGUUCGCGCAGACAGAACCAGUCCCAGAGGUUGAUACUGCUUUUGCAAACUCCAUUGCCGUUCUGGAACGUCUUGCUCAAGUAUCGCCGCAAGCUCGCCACUACUACGACAUCCUAUCCACCUUUUCCGACGCCAUCCAUAGUCGCCGCGAACAACUCGGCCGAGAGAAGCGCCAGAAAUCGAGCCAAUACGUCUCUCAGAUCUUCACAGCCGACUUCCAAGAUCCAGAUUCGACACUCCAGGCACCUUACACAACUCCAAGCUCUGGCGACGGACCGGCUAACAUAGAUGCCAAUUCCGGUGGCGCCACGGAUCUCGAUGGUAUGGUCGGCUUCGACUUUGAUGCUAGCAGUUUGGGCACGGUUCAUGAUGGCCUUGGGAACUUCCCUUCACAUUCAGAGGAUCUCGGCAAUGAUUUUCUGUUGUCGGAUAAUCUGUAA
Pseudocercospora fijiensis CIRAD86 is the source of this 2136-nucleotide messenger RNA. RefSeq lists its product as uncharacterized. The annotation marks the transcript as partial. Lineage: Eukaryota; Fungi; Ascomycota; Dothideomycetes; Mycosphaerellales; Mycosphaerellaceae. The record is from RefSeq and is a predicted model, not a curated record. The transcript has 3 exons. Gene Ontology annotation, cellular component: nucleus. Gene Ontology annotation, molecular function: RNA polymerase II cis-regulatory region sequence-specific DNA binding; zinc ion binding; DNA-binding transcription factor activity, RNA polymerase II-specific. Gene Ontology annotation, biological process: DNA-templated transcription; positive regulation of transcription from RNA polymerase II promoter by galactose.